Saccostrea echinata is the source of this 1294-nucleotide messenger RNA. RefSeq names its product sideroflexin-5-like. The transcript is spliced from 12 exons. Gene Ontology annotation, biological process: monoatomic ion transport; mitochondrial transmembrane transport. Bases 80 to 1051 code for a protein of 323 amino acids. The record is from RefSeq and is a predicted model, not a curated record. Gene Ontology annotation, cellular component: mitochondrial inner membrane. NCBI's taxonomy places the organism in Eukaryota, Metazoa, Mollusca, Bivalvia, Ostreida, Ostreidae. Gene Ontology annotation, molecular function: monoatomic ion transmembrane transporter activity.
AACCUUGAGAAGUGAUUAAACGGUGAUAGAAAAAAAAUUGUCACAUGACUAACUCACAUAUUCUUGAAAACUGAAGAAGAUGUCGAAUGCAUACCCACCUUUUAGACUUGGAAAACCUCGUUAUGACCAGUCGACAUUUGAUGGCAGAUUGCGACAUUUUUUUGAUGUCAUAGAUCCUAGAACUCUAUUUACUUCAAAGGAAGAAUUACAGAAAAGUAUUAAACUCUUAGAUGAUUUUGCAAAGGACAAAUUGCCCCCAAAUGUUACAGACAAAGAGUUAUGGGAAGCUCAAAAAAUAAAACAGGCAAUAAUACACCCAGACACAGGAGAAAAAAUAUUUAUGCCCUUCCGAAUGUCAGGAUUUGUGCCUUUUGGAUCUCCUGUUGUUGUUGGACUGUUAUUACCAAAUCAAACUAUUGCCAGCACCAUAUUUUGGCAGUGGAUAAAUCAAAGCCAUAAUGCAUGUGUAAACUACGCCAACAGAAAUGCUACCUCACCUACACCAAUGAGUCGGUUUCUUCUAGGAUACGCAGGGGCAGUAACCACGGCUGUGUCAAUCGCUGUAGGUUUGAAUGUAUUGAUUCAGAAGGCAAAUAGAUUUAACCCAGCUACAAAACUUCUGAUUCAGAAAUUUGUACCUUUUCCAGCAGUAGCUUGCGCUAGCACCUGCAAUUUACUGUUGAUGAGGAACUCUGAGCUGUCUACGGGCAUACAAGUAGAAGAUCAUAAUGGAAACGUAAUUGGAAAGUCCAAAAUAGCUGCUGAAAAGGCAUUAAUGGAGACAGCAAUUACUCGAAUGUUCCUUCCUGCCCCAAUACUUGUGAUACCUCCUAUCAUUAUGUCUGUGCUUGAAAAGACGACGUUAUUCAAAAAAUAUCCUCGUAUUAACUUGCCAGUCCAUGCUGCAGUUGUGACCAUUUGUUUUGGUCUUGCUCUUCCUGUUGCUAUAGCAAUUUUCCCUCAGUAUUCUAAGAUUUCUACCAGUAGCUUGGAACCAGAGAUCCAAAAGCUGACGAAUGAGACAACAUUAAUAUAUAACAAAGGUCUCUAGGCUUGAUGACAGGACCAGUCACCGUAACAGUUUCUCGGAUAUUCCUAACUUCUGCAAUUUGAUAUCAACUUAUUUGAUAUAGUACGUGUAAUAUGAAUAUUUUAAUGUAUAUUGGAAUAAAAAGUAUAUAUUUAAUUGGAUGAAAUAUAUUUGUAUUAUAUAUAUUUUUAUAUGUUAUGUAAACGUGUUUUGACGCAAUUAUUACAGAUUUAUUUAUUAAAUGUGCAUAUGGUAUGUACAUAU